ACUACAUUUCCCAGCAGACCCCGCGCGGACACUCUGAGCAGAGUGCGAGCGGGGUUGGUGGUGAGGAUGGCUUCCCUCGUGAAGAAAAUAAUCAGCAGUGCUAAGGCUCCCCCUGCGAUGGGGCCGUACAGCCAAGCAGUGCUGGUAGACCGGACGAUGUACAUUGCAGGACAGAUAGGUGUAGAACCUUCCACUGGGCAGCUUGUUUCUGGAGGGGCAAAGGAAGAAGCUAAGCAGGCUCUAAAAAACAUGGGGGAAAUCCUCAAAGCUGCAGGCUGUGACUAUGGGAAUGUUGUGAAGACCACAGUUUUGAUGGCAGACAUGAAGGACUUCAAUGAUAUUAAUGAUAUUUACAAACAGUUUUUCAAGACAAACUUCCCAGCCAGAGCAGCCUAUCAAGUUGCUGCUUUGCCAAAGGGUGCCCGAGUUGAGAUUGAAGCUAUUGCCAUUCAAGGACCCCUCCAAGAUGCUUCAGCCUGACUAUAAAUAGAGACUGAAUAUCCUACAACAGCAGUUUUAGAUUUAAUACUUCUCGCUUACAUCUAAUUCCUACAGUUGACUAUCAGAAGUCACAUACAGUUGAAAUCACCAAAUUUACCAAGGAAAAGUGCCUUCUUCUGGAUUGUGGCCUUGGAUUCUCUAAAAUACAAGCUUAACAGUGAGUUCUCUGCAGGCCAACCCUGAAACUCCAGGAGUCCUGCUAAUGUCAGCUGAGCUUGUUUGCAGGACAGGGCCCUUAUUUUGUGAUGGAUAUUCAGGCAUUGAAGUAUACAUUUCAGUUAAUGUAUGACAGUUUGGUGAUCUGGACAUGGAAUACUGUAAUGAUUUGUAAUAGUAGUUUUUUAUAACAAUUUUAAUAAGAGCAAAUGACAGAAAUGGGAAAACGGAACACUUGAAUUGCUUAGCAUAUGUCUUCACUUUUGUGUUUUGGGAGUAUUUUUCUGACCUGUCUUGAACUUUCUUUACUGAAUAGGUUACUGUUGGGACUUACAGUUUUUUUCAUAUGUGAACAACUGCUUAAGAAAGAUGAUGUUAAUUUCAGAAAGAAGAAAACCAUGCUUUUCUGAAGUAAAGUGGUGACUAUAAAUUGCCUGUAAAUUAAUCUCUGCCUAUAACCUUUUUCAUAACCGUUUUCUUAGCAAUUUACCUUUGGCUAUCUUUUGAUUUAAAACAAAACAAACCACCUG
Messenger RNA from Cuculus canorus (common cuckoo), 1187 nucleotides. RefSeq names its product reactive intermediate imine deaminase A homolog (gene RIDA). The record is from RefSeq and is a predicted model, not a curated record. The transcript has 6 exons. The coding region runs from base 67 to 480 and encodes 137 amino acids. Gene Ontology annotation, molecular function: deaminase activity. Gene Ontology annotation, cellular component: cytosol. NCBI's taxonomy places the organism in Eukaryota, Metazoa, Chordata, Aves, Cuculiformes, Cuculidae.